UGUCUCUUGACACUGACCAUUGAAGGAAAACGGAGCAGAAGAGCGAAACAUGGCGACUUCGAACAAUCCGCGGAAAUUCAGCGAGAAAAUCGCUUUGCAUAACCAGAAGCAGGCGGAGGAGACGGCGGCGUUUGAAGAAGUGAUGAAAGACCUCAGCAUUACUCGGGCAGCGAGGCUACAGUUUCAGAAAACUCAGUACUUGCAGCUGGGACCGAACCGUGGGCAGUACUAUGGAGGAUCUUUGCCAAAUGUCAAUCAGAUUGGAAACGGCACGAUGGAUAUGUCUUUUCAGAAUUCAGGGCUUGAUGCGAACAGAUCGACGCGACACCACGGGCUGGUGGACAGAGUCUACCGGGACCGGAGCCGUAUCACAUCCCCCCACCAAAAACCCCUGUCUAUUGACAAACAUGGACGCCAGAUUGACAGCUGUCCAUAUGGUUCAGUAUAUCUGUCACCACCACCUGAUACCAGCUGGAGGAGGACAAACUCUGACUCAGCACUGCACCAGAGCACACUAACUCCUGCCCAGCAAGCCUCUUUCACUGGAGGAUCACAGGAGCUCCAGCCAAAAAGAGCUCAAACAGUCUGGACAUCUGUAAACCCAAGAGAAGAAGGAGAUUUUUGUUAUUAUUUUUCCAUCUCUCCAGUUCUCCUGCUCACCGUACCAGGGGCUGAAGCAAUUAAACAAGAGACUGAUGAAGAUGGCCAAAACCAGAACUGGGAGUGCAAAAAGAACAUUUCAAGGUCCGAGUGUCCAGGGAUCCACAUAUUCCCGUCUCCGGACCAGCAGCUGACCACUUCACUGAAACCAGCAGCCCACAACACUGGCGGUUCUCUCCCUGACCUGACCAACAUCCAGUUUCCUCCUCCGCUGCCAACCCCGAUCGACUCAGACGAUGCAGUGGUCGCCUCGUUCAGCUCCUCCAACAGCACGCAGACUCUGGCUAACACGCAAGGAGUGAACACCUCUCAGCCCUCAGUAACCAUGGAAAUGCAGCCUGGGCAGGAUGACAUGGUUCCUCUCAUCCUGAAUGCGGGAGACUCCCACCAGCAUCAGAACCUGCAGCUCUCCCCAACAUCUCCGCCUCUCACUCUCUCCCAGGCGGCCAUCAACGCCAUGAACCUUGAGCAGCAGCUGUCCCAGUACGCCUUCUUCAACCAGCAGCCGUCGUCCCAGACCCACCAGAACCAGCAACAGACAGGUUUGAUCCAGCUGUCGUCCUCCGUGAACUCCUGCUCCACGUCAGACAACCUGACGUCCUCACAAGCCAACAUGACCAUGGACAUGAACACGGCCUCGUCCCUUCAACAGUACCGCAGUAGGGUCGGAUCCUCUGCCAAUCAGUCUCCGACCUCCCCCGUCUCCAAUCAAGGCUUCUCACCUGGAGGUUCGCCUCAACAUAACUCCAUACUGGGCAGCGUGUUUGCAGACUUCUACGACCAGCAGCUCCCGUCCAUUCAGGCCAGUGCUCUCUCACAACAGUUGGAGCAGUUCAACAUGAUGGAAACCCCCAUCGGCUCUGACAGCCUGUACAACCAGACCUCCACCCUCAACUACUCCCAGGCGCUUAUGAUGGGUCUGACCGGUGGCCAUUGCAACCUUCAGGACCAGCAGCAGCUGGGCUACAGUAGCCAUGGCAACAUCCCCAACAUCAUUCUCACAGUGAGCGGGGAGUCUCCCCCCAUCCUGCCCAAGGACCUGACUGGCUCGUUGUCCACAGAUAUCAGCUUCGAUGUCGACUCCCAGUUCCCACUGGAUGAUCUCAAAAUAGACCCGCUGACGCUUGAUGGCCUUCACAUGCUAAAUGAUCCGGACAUGGUCCUUGCUGACCCCGCCACAGAGGACGCGUUUCGCCUCGACCGCCUCUAACCACUGCACCACCUCAUGCCCAGGUGUGUGUGAAUGCUGCUGCCCUGGGGGUGCGAGGGGGGGAGCUUCAAAUCUGAGAGAAUAAGAACCAAGAGGAGCAGCUUUCUGGAGUGUGCUGGUUUAACACCUCGUCUGGGCAGAGCAUCGAUUUCACCCCAACCAACUCAAUCAAACCCCACAAGAGAGCAUUUAAAAGAAACAUCAUGCGUUCAAAUGUUAUUGAAGACUGGAAACCUUGAAAACUGGAAAGAUGGCUUACGACUGAUGACAAGUUACGGUAUGAAUGAUCUUCAUGGUUGUGUCACUACAAAUGACACUUUCAAUUUUGAUUUAUUUAGAUGGUUAGUGUUCAUUCGAGGGAGUUUUGAUGAAAGUAUCAUGAGGGCAGAGGGAGGCUGGUCUGAUAUUCUCCAUCAAUGACGGACUAAACCACGUCUGCAGAGCAAACCCUUAAUCUACAGUAUCGUACACCUGUUAACAAAGAGUAGCUUGAUGACUCAGAGGAAACACAAGUUUAACCUCCCUUUGUGCCAAGCUGACUGCUCUCAGCAGUACAUUCAGUUUGGAUAUAAAUUUUGUGAUAAUCCCUGUGUAGUUGGUCAUAGAUGGUUUGAUUUUGUUUCAAAUUUCCUCUAAAGUUUUGAGUGACGACGAGUCACUAAGUUAUUUUCAGGAGAUGCUGAAUUUUGAUUUUACCAUAGUAAAUAGCAGCCAUUGGUUAUGCAUGAAAUCACAAAUCACUGUGCAUACUUGUUUUGCCUUAAUAGCUUGACAUUUUCGUUUUCAUGCAAAGACGACUAUUAUGUAAAUCAGAAAAAGAUUCACUUGUCAAGUCAUUGUUACUGUUUUAUAAGUGGUUUGGCCUACAUCAUUCACAGUUGCAUUGUAUUUUUGAGGUGUGCUGAUCUUUAUACAUUACUUCCUCCGUUGUCACUACCAUAUCAUUUUUCAUGCCUCAGUCGGAUCUAAAAGGAUUAAUGAGUUCUUUGUUAUGAAACAGAUGUUUACAUGCUUGUUUCGUUUGAUAUUUUACAUGUACAGAAUGUGAUUAGAUUUUGCGUAAUGGUAUCUAUGCAAAAACUACAGCGAUUGGUUUAGGACUGUAAAAUGAAAAAGAUAAAAAUGAACCAUUUCAAAAGGAGGCAAAUGUGCAAGGUUGUUUGAGAAUGCACAGCGAUGGUGCCAUGUUAUAUUUCUUUUGAUACUUCUGAAACUCUUUACAUUUUCCUUUCAGACUAGUACGGUGUAGAGAGAAAGGCUCAGUGCGUGUGUCAUACAGUAGAAGCUCUCCUGGAUUACUCCCAAAGAUGUGACCUCAGUGUAGUUGAAAUAUAUAUAUUUUUCCAGACAAUUGAACUGCCUCUAUACUAGAACAGCAUUGUUGAUGCAAUGAGAAUGUAUUUAGGUCACAUCUGUACAGCUGUGUUGUUGCCAUCGUGUCAUCCUCAUUGCCUCUUAUAUCUAGCCUUUAUGUACUGUAGGACCAAAUAUUUUUCACCUGUUAUUUUUUUCUCCCUGCAAAGGAGAUGUGACAUACUGCUUUACAUAUGACUUUUGUUGUUUUCAUGGCACUACAGUGACACUGAAUAUCCGUUUCCUCGUCAUGCUUGUGUUGUCUGUGCCCUGUAUGGAUCUGUUCCAUGUCUCCGGCCGUUGGUUCUGCAUUUAUGUGGUUUUAAACAUUUGCUCUUUAAAAGGACCCCUGUGUGUUGUGAGUGGAUCAUAACUGUCUCAUCUCUCAUAUUGCACUUUAUGUAUUCAUUUAAAACACUGAUUUAUGAGAGUUUAUAUACCAACCCCCCCCCCCUGUGACUGUUAUGUGCACUGGACCCGUUUGUCCUGUCUCUGAUUAAACUUGCCUUCUUGUAAAAAAAAAAAAAAAAAAAAAAAAAAAGAAUUAUGAAAAAAAAGCUGUUUAAAUUAUAGUUAUUUUUUGAAAAGUCAUAUACAGAUUUAAAAUAAGAAUUUUUACUUAAUCAGUGAGUAUUUUGUUAGCGGUUUACUGUUGCAGUUUUCCUGGAUUUUGGAAAACAUUUGUAUUUUGGAACAGUGGGGAUCAGAGGUGUGUCAAUCACGUUGCUGCAGCUCUUUCUGCUAUUGAUGGCAGGUUUGAGAAAAUAGAUCGAGAAAAACAUGUAAUUAAUUACUGAUUUACAAAUGAAAAGUUUAUUAUUGAAAUAUUUAAAGUUGCAAGUAGUAUAGUGUGAUUUCUCAGAGGAGUACAUUUGAAAUUUGCAUAUUAUCACAAUAUUGUGCCAGAUGGUAUAAAUAUAUUUUAAUUCAGUCCAGAUAUAAUUCUUUCUAAAAUGCCCAAUAUAAGUUCAUUUUCAUGAAUAUUCCACACUAUGAAGAAGGUCAUUCUGUAGCUGCAACAUUAUUUCUGUUGAUGUGUGUCAAGGUCCUCUAGUGCCAGCAUAUCCCACCAUCAUUCUCACAUAAUGUAAAUGUCAAUUCAAAAAACGUCCGUUAACAAAUCUGUUAAAACUAAGUUGUUGAGCGUGAAGAUUUUCCCCCCUUUUUUAUUUUUUAGAUGAAUCGCAUUUCUGAAUUAUGGUCUUUUCUUUCCUCCUCCCCCCGACUUUAAUAAUGUUGUUACGGCAUGAAUAUCUAUACGUUUUCCCCUUUACAGCUUGGGUUUUAUUUUCAUUCCAGGGUCGAGUCGACUUUGUUUGUCAAAGUGUUUUGUUUUUCUUGUUUGGUAAUGUUGUCCUUUGUUCUAUCUUAAUUCAGCGUCAUGUGUAUAGGCUAAUGUAUCUGCUAAGUGAAGCCUAAAAGCAUCGGAAAUAUGGUAAUCAGCCUUUUAUGCACAUGUAGGAGCUUUUGUUUGGUACUAUGUUUUACACUGCAAUAUACUGUAUGUGCUUAUUUUCUGUGCUACACCAACAGAGCUUUAUUAUGUCAUGGUAAAUCUAGAGUAGCUUUGUAUAUUGCUGUACGGUAGGAAUAAUGUUUUUCGUGCUUUAUGUGAUAUGAUGUCAAAGUGAGAAAAUGCACUGAGAAAUACUGCGCUGCAAUAUGUCGUUGUGGCUCGAUAUUCUCUGCUGGACCUCAGACUUUAUAGAGAGCCUGAAAUCUUUGUAGGUCCAUUUUCUGUUUUGCUUUUCUUUGUGCUCAUGUAGAUAGCUCUGAUGCGUCGCCUGUUACUGCCACCUUUUUAUGCAUCAACGUUCAGGCAUCCAUUGGUAUUAUACCAGUGUUUACAGAGACAAGAGUUUACAACAGGGCAAUGUUUGUUUUACUCUCCAUAAAAACAUGUUCACUAAAUACUGUAUCUGGAAUAACAGACUACAUAUGAACAACUUGCAGUGUAGGAUAGCAAACGUAUUUUGCUAUUUAGAUUUACCAGUGAAUCAAUGAUGUAAUUUCAAUACUAUGCCCUAAAUAAUACAUUAUAUUUGAUGAGGUCUUCAUUCAUAAGCAUUUCGAGGCCCUGAAAGCACUUUUUAUUUCAAUUACAGAAUUUUAUUUAUCAGAAAUUCCACUUCCUAUCUACUUACUAUGAGCAGCUACAUGCCAUCAGAAGUUGUUUUGUUUUUUUAACAGAAUAGGUACUAUUUAGAUUUUAUUUAAUUUAGUUUUAUAGUAAAUCUGUCAUUAGCACUGUAUAUUAUUAAUCAACAGUUGAACCAGGAAGCCAAAGUACAAAACAGCCAUAAAUGAGAGAAUAUUUAGACAUUUUAUCCCUCUAACUGUUGAAACACAACCUUUCCCAUUGUUUUUCAAAAUAUUGUAGUGGGGUACGAGUUAUUUCAUAUAUCAACUAUGAACGUAUCAAUGCAUCUUUGAACAUUAUUACAGAAAUUCUUUCAGCUUAACUUAAAGAGAUGCGACUGACAUAUCCUACCUACUACCUGGGGAAUCUCUUUUCUGCAUGACGCUGAAUUCCAAAAUAUCUCAGACGAUACCUUGACAUAUUGCAUUUUGCUUUAAAUGAAGUAUUUAGUUUUGCUUUGUUUUAUUAAUCUGCUCUCAGACACUAUUUUGUAGUGAAUAUUACUAUAUACAUAUUGUUUGAUAAAUAAUAUACCGUAGGAAAUAAAAUAAGAAACAUCACAUACAAAUACUCUACAGUCAGGCUAUAUAUCUAUCCACAUAUCUAUAUAUAUAUAUAUAUAUAUAUAUAGAUAUAUAUGUGGAUAGAUAUAUUGACUUUGUGACACAUAUUAAAACAGAAACUGAAUCAGGAAGACGGAAGAGUAAUAGUGGUGCACAGUCACUCAGUGGGUCACCCACUCUAUGAAUCCUUUAUGUACAUUUUGAGGACAGCCCGCUGCUGGUUCAAGCCUCAUACAAUGGCAGCUAAAUUGUUAUACAAUGUUUUUUUGUUUCUGAGAACAGUGAUACUAUUCCAAACACUGCACAUGCAUUUUACUGCCGUGAUGGAGUGCACCACGCUCCUAUAGUAUAAGCUCGCAGCAACGGGAAACAUUAUGCUCAUAGAAUAUGCAAAAUCUAGCAUUCUGCAGCACAGCUUGGCAAGUUGGUACUUUUUUGACCUAACCCUUUAAAAAUUACGUGGUUCAAACCUUGUUCUUCAAAUUGUGUGUUUUCUAUUUAAACUGUUAAAUCGGACCAAAAGAAUCCAAGUUGGCUGUAAAUGUGUGCUAUAUAAAAGAUGAAUUACGCUUCUGUUUGAACUGUACCUGAUGUAGUUUUCUUGUGUGAAGGCUUCUGUCUUUGUAUCUUUGCAUUAUUAUUUGUAAAUGAAAUGAAAAUAAAUAUAUCUGACUAAGCAAAGACGUUUCUUUAAUCUUAUUUUUGUCAUUAGGUGGACUACAAAAAAAACAAUAAACAACAAACUAAACCAGUAUUUACAUGAUGAUGAUAACAGCCCCCAUAACUGGCAUAACUCAGACUUUCACACCCACUCCACAGCUUCAUGCUCA
Molecule: messenger RNA, 6756 nt
Organism: Anarrhichthys ocellatus (wolf-eel)
Lineage: Eukaryota; Metazoa; Chordata; Actinopteri; Perciformes; Anarhichadidae
Gene: crtc1a
Product: CREB regulated transcription coactivator 1a
Exons: 15
Coding region: 50-1870 (606 amino acids)
Biological process (GO): protein homotetramerization; positive regulation of transcription by RNA polymerase II
Cellular component (GO): cytoplasm; nucleus
Molecular function (GO): cAMP response element binding protein binding
Source: RefSeq, a predicted model, not a curated record